AUGGAGCAGAUACUCCGGCGCCAUGUAUAUCAAACUCCCGACAAAGAAGCAAUAAUCGAGGGGUCGACUCAUCUUACAUAUUCAGAACUUCUCAAGACCGCCUCUCGCUUCAUUCAUACCAUAUCCUUGCUGGGGUCUGUAGAAGAUGAUGAGCCUAUUGGAAUUCUUCUUCCAGCUGGGUUGAAGCAAGUCGUGGCUCAAGUGGCAGUACAUCUUGCCGGUGCCACCUGUGUCCCACUGGACAUCUCCCAGCCCCCUAAAAGGAUCAAGAGCAUGUUGUCAGAAAUUGGUGCCAAGAGGCUCUUGCUUGAUACUGAUCUUGUUGAUGCUUUUCCUGAGUUCUCCUGUGUCACAAUGGGAGAUUUAGAGGCGGAUAGCUGCGAUGGAAAUUCCUCCAAAUCUUUGAAUAUCGCAAACGGUGAUAGUGUUGACCACAAGUAUCGGCGAAGCCAUAUUCUCUUCACCUCAGGUUCAACUGGCCGACCCAAGGCAGUUCAGAUUAGCGAAAAGAGCAUCAUCCACCUGUCUUCCAAGUCCGAUGUGACCCCAUUACUCGGAGACGACCGUGUUGGGGAAUUGAAUAGUCCUGGCUUUGAUCUUAGUUUAUUUGAAAUUUGGGUCACUCUGCUGUCAGGCGCUACGAUUGUGGUGAUUCCCAAGGAUAUUGUUGUCGAUUCGGAUACCUUAUCAGUAUUCCUGGCAGAGAAUCAGAUCACUGUAGUGAUUUUCCCAACUGCACUCUUCAAUAUCACUGUUUCGGUUCUGCCAAGUUCCUUUCAGGGUCUUCGUCAUGUCCUAGUAGCUGGAGAAGCAGCGAGCGUCCGGGCCAUGCGAUCUGUCUUGAACAGCCAGCCUCCCCAGCACCUAUGGAAUGCCUACGGGCCAACUGAGGGCACCACUAUGGUGACCAUGUUUGAGGUUACAUCUACUGAAGCACAACGAGAUCACAUAAGUAUUGGAUAUCCUAUUGGUGAAACAGAAAUAUAUUUGAUCGACGACAACGCGCAACUAAUCUGGGAAUGUGGCCUCAGUGGGGAGAUCUGCAUCGCAGGUCCAGCAAAGUCUGCCGGAUACCUCAACAACCACAGUGACAAUGCCGAGCGCUUCAUUAAAAUCUCGACCAAAUCAGAUGGCAAUGGCCAGGUUGAUGCCUAUCGAACCGGUGACAUAGGUCAAUGGAGGAGCGAUCUGCCUGGCUGUCUUGACUAUAUCGGUCGGAAAGACACACAAGUAAAACACCAGAGCUUCCGUGUUGAAUUGGAAGAGAUCGAACGUGUUCUUCAAAGGGAUAAUAGGAUUGCAUAUGCUGUGGUCACAAAGCUGAAUCACCCGCAAUCUCCUGGAUCUUCCGUCUUGGUGGCCCAUAUUAUUCCUAGCAAGGGAAAUGAGAAGAUCGCGCCAGAUCUCCUGCUUGAAUCAGCACGAGAGACACUGCCUUACUAUAUGGUUCCUAGAAGAAUUGAAAUCGUCUUUAACUUUCCGUUAACACCAAACGGGAAAGUUGACCGGAGGACAUUAACAGACCGUCCUAGUUCAGCCCAGUCGUUAGGAUGUACCAGUCGACAAAAAAAUCCCAAGAACCUUGCCAAUGGAGAAAAUAAGAGCUCCACUGUGACCAAGCUCUGGAAAGAUCUCCUUGGCGUGCCCCAUAUCGAGGAAGAUGAUGAUUUCUUUCUCCUGGGAGGAACUUCGUUGCAAUCAGCAGCAUUGAUCGCAUUGAUCCUAGGCCGAACCGGGCGUCGUAUUACCAUGAAAGAGCUUCAUUGUCACUCUCGGCUAACACAACUAUUACAAUUUCUUGAACUAGAUGGGGCGGGUCAGGAAAUAGCCCCAGAUGAUACCAUGAUCUGGAAGGGUGAUGUCGAUAUUGUCGAUGACAUCUCUUUAGUUCCAGACUGGGAGUCUGAGAGAGAAGGAAGAGUGUUUCUCACAGGUGCGACAGGAUUUAUUGGUGUGCAUCUAUUACAAUACCUCUUGCAGCGACCUGGGGUCAAGCAAGUUGCCUGUCUUGUACGUCGAAAAGAUAACAAGAGCGCUGCUGCUCGACUACAACAGGCGAUGGAAAAGUACGAAUUGUACUCCCCUUCACUAAAGCUGGUGCAGAAACUUCUUGUAUUAGAAGGUGAUCUGGGAGAAAGAGACCUGGGACUUGGGAAACAGCGAUUUGACUGGCUUACCAACUGGGCGAGCGUCAUUUUCCACUUGGGCGCGAAAGUCAAUUACAAUGAAACCUAUGAGGAGCACUACAGGGAUAACAUUCUGGGCACCCGGAAUAUCCUCCAGUUAGCGGCUCAAGGGCGUCGCAAAGGGGUUCAUUACAUGUCCAGUAUCGACGUCUUCGGUCCAACUGGAUACAUCCUUGGAACCCGAGUGAUUCUGGAAGAUGCGCCAACUUUAGCCCAUUUACAAGCAUUGCGGUUUGAUAUAGGCUAUGCACAGAGCCAAUGGACAGCAGAAAGCAUGGUUCGUCGCAUGCGAGAUCGAGGACUCCCUAUCAGUAUCUACCGACCAGGCUUCGUCAUCGGUCACAGCAAGACUGGAGCCAGCAACCUGGAUGAUUUUGUGAGUAGGCUGUUUGUAAGCUGCAUCCAGAUGGGUCUCUUCCCUCAUGUUGCACACAUGCGCUUUGAAUAUAUUACGAUUGAUUACUUGCUUGAUGCAAUGAUUCACAUCGCCUCAUCGAACAAGAACAUGGGUCGGAGUUACCAUCUGGUCGCUUCAGAUCAAACCAAGUCUUGGACGAUGGAUGAAACAUUUGACAUUUUCAAUAACAGCAAUUACCCAAUGAAAAUGAUCGAUUAUGACCUAUGGGUUGAUCGAGUUAUCAAAGUGCAACAGACUGAUGGUCCUCUUGUCCCUCUAAUCCCAGUCUUGCAAGAGCCGGUUCUUGGACGUUUAACCCGAUGGCAGACUAAUGCACAUGGGCCGCGUUAUGACACGACAAAUACUGAUAAUGCACUGGCAGACCGUUCAGAUAUCCAAUACAUUCCGUUAAACCCGGAAAUCUUGCAGCGAUAUGUGGAUUUCUGGGAUCGCAAAGGGUUUUAUCAUGUUUGA
This is a messenger RNA of Penicillium vulpinum, 3057 nucleotides long. RefSeq names its product non-ribosomal peptide synthetase. Lineage: Eukaryota; Fungi; Ascomycota; Eurotiomycetes; Eurotiales; Aspergillaceae. The transcript has a single exon. The coding region runs from base 1 to 3057 and encodes 1018 amino acids. The record is from RefSeq and is a predicted model, not a curated record.